GUAACUCCAAAUCCGAACUUCGCUUACGGCCGCCUUGUUGCUGCACGAUCAAACACAGACAAUGGAGCUGGAUCACAAGCCUGGUGUGGAAGAGAUCAAAGCAGCCGCAUGGAGGGUUCGUGUUAUUUUGCAUGGAACGUCGAAAUGAUGGUAUAUCGUUGGCAGGAGGCUCGCAGAGACGGGAUAUUCGCUGGCUUGACGUCGGGCCUGGCAGGAGCAUUAGUAGGCUCCAAAUUUAUGGGCUUUGGCCGGAAUAAAACUAUUAUCAGUGGUGCUUGUGAGUCAAGAAUCAUCGCCCAUACUAAGUCAUGACUGAUAUGAAAUUCGAUCGAAUCGAAACGAACUUGUCUUUAGUGACGGGU
Molecule: messenger RNA, 362 nt
Organism: Suillus plorans
Lineage: Eukaryota; Fungi; Basidiomycota; Agaricomycetes; Boletales; Suillaceae
Exons: 3
Coding region: 109-312 (67 amino acids)
Source: RefSeq, a predicted model, not a curated record